Bipolaris sorokiniana ND90Pr is the source of this 797-nucleotide messenger RNA. RefSeq lists its product as uncharacterized. The transcript has a single exon. The record is from RefSeq and is a predicted model, not a curated record. NCBI's taxonomy places the organism in Eukaryota, Fungi, Ascomycota, Dothideomycetes, Pleosporales, Pleosporaceae. Bases 123 to 755 code for a protein of 210 amino acids.
GGGUGGGGAAGGGGAUGGAUUUGUGGUGCUAUGGGGGGAAGGGUUGUGUGAAACUCGGUGAUGCGGGUUUUGCUGCUGGUAGUUGACGAUUGGUGUAUGCUCGCUCCUACGGCUUUGGGACGAUGUGCUGGCGCAUCGCAGGUGGCGCGGUGUCUACUAUAGAACGGGAUGAUGUAUGCCCGUCCGUCUGCUCAGUACAAUCGCUUUCUCCAGCGCUUGUGCCGUUGCUACCUUGCAAGAAUCCAAAUUGGAAUGGCGCAAAUCACGCUCAACCACGACGACCGUUACUCGACAGGGAGAUGUGCGGAAUCGAACCGAACAAAACAUCAAAUUUCCAUGGAGAUCCACACCCAUAUCUCAAUUACGAACACCUUCUACACAAUUCACUAUCCACAAAACUCACAUCAUGUAAACCAAUCAAUUCAGCCACCAGCAACAAAGUCUGGAUCGAUCAAAAACCACCCCAAAUUUUCAUGACAUAUAAUAUCCUAGCUAGCGAGCGUAUAUACAUCCAAAACAUGACGAUUACAAAAUAUGUUAACAAGAAGAAUGACUUCCACAUCCAACAAAUGCCACCAAUUCCAUGCAUGCAUGCAGAUGUGAAGGAUGCGAGAAAGAAUGCAAAAGUAAAAACGAAAACGAGGGUAUAUGGAAAGCCAAGGGUAUCUCGUAGUAUAGGCUUUGAUCUUGAGCGAAUAGUGAGGAAAAGCGAAUGCAAGUGUGUAGCCUCAAAAGGAGGUACAAUGCUAAAAUAAAAUAAAAGGAACAAAUCGAAGAUGUGAAAAGAGCAAACGUAU